AUGGUGUUGGCAGCGCUGGGGCACAACGUGGGCCACCCUGGUUUCACGAACUCCGCGUUGGUUUCUUGUCGAAGUUUGAGCGCGGUUUUGUUCAACGAGAAAUCUGUGCUGCAGCGUUUUCAUUCUUAUUUGCUGCUGUCGCUGUUGGAGCGGGAAGACGCAAACCUCUUUUUAGGGUUUACGGCGGAGCAGCAGCAAACCGCCAAACACCGCGUCACCCGCGCCAUCCUCGCCACCCAGCCCGACUCCCACUUCCUCCUCGCCGACGCUCUCCAAACCCUCAAAAACGCAAACCCUAAUUCAGCGACUCCCGCCGCCCUCCUCGACGAGGCCACCCGCGACGCCUGCCUCAUCCGCGCAGCUGACAACGCGUGGGUGCUGGCAAACUUUCCUCUUCACCGAAAAUGGGGAGAGAGGAUGCUGCUCGAAUUGCACUUCCAGAACACUCUGGAAGAGGCCUUGAAAAUCCCUCAGAGCGCCCCCAGCGUUGUUCUGCCCACAGAAAACUGUUUGGCCACGACGAUGAUUCACUACAUCGAUAAUAUCUUCGUUCCCUUCUACUCUAUCCUCGCCUGGUUCUUCCCGGGUGACCUCGACACGAGGGUUUGCGUCAUGCAGGCCAACAGCGCCACGUGGGAGCGGAUGCGGCAGGAGAGCGCGAGCAGCGAAACUGUGCCGGGGGGCGAAGAAGCCAAGGAAAUGCGGCUGCUGUCUUUGCUGCAGCAGCUGCGAGCAGCAGAAGCAGAAGUGCAGCAGCAAAGUUUGAAAAAGAUUGAAGAGGAAGCAGGAGAGCAGCAGUUCAUAGACUGCUACCAGUACGACGAACAGCCCUACAGGCUCCUCCUGGAGGAGCAGCAGCGGCUGCUGGAGGAGCAGCAGCGGAAGCAAGACGAGCUGGAGCUGCAGCGGGAGCUGUUUUUAGAAGCAGCAAGAAAGGCUGAAGAGCAGCAGCAGCUAAAAGAAGAACAAGAAAAGAGAGAAAGAGAAGAACAAGAAAGAAAAAGAAAAGAAGAAGCAGAAGCUCAACAGCGCCGGCGCGCAGAGCGGCGUCGGCGGCGGGCGGAGGCUGGCAGCGACAGCGGGAUAAGCAGCAGCAGCAGCAGCAGCAGCAGCAGCAGCAACAGCAGCAGGUGCCCCUCUGACGGGGAGCAGCAGGGCAGCAGCAGCAGCAGCAGCAAAGAGAAGCAGCGGGUAAGUUCUCCAGUUGCUGAGGGUUUCCGCAACGUGCUGGAGAAGGAGAUUUCCCGCAGCCGCAGGUAUUCGCAGCAAGCAGCAGCAGGAGCAGCAGCAGCAGCAGCAGCAGCAGCAGCAGCAGCAGCUCCAGCAGCAGCGGACGAGCGCGCAGCACUGGGGGGCCCCCUGGGCUUCCCCGGGGGCCCCCCGGGGGCCCCCGAAACGCCAGGGGGGCCCCUGGGGGCCCCCGAAGUCCCCGGGGAGGCCCCCGGGGAGGCCCUGGGGCCCCUCCCGAGCAACUUAAUGGAAGAACUCGAACCCGAAAUUGAACCCUCGGGGGGCCCCCUGGGGUUCGAAGCAGAUGUGCAAGCUGUGGCUGCUUUGCUGGCGAGCAAAAUAAUAGAAGUUACUGCCGAGGGCAGCAGCAGGGAGCAGGAACCCCAGAGCAGCAGCAGCAGCAGCAGCAGCAGCAGCAGCAGCAGCGGCAAGGACGGAGGCGCGGCUGCGGCGCCGGCAGGCCAGCAGCAGCAGCAAACUCUCAGGGGCGAGCAGCAGCAGCAGCCGCAGCAGCAGCUGCUGCAGCAGCAACAGCAGCAACAACAGCAGCAGCAGCAGCAGCAACAGCAGCAGCAGCAGCAACAGCAGCAGCAGCAACAGCAGCAGCAGCAGCAACAGCAGCAGCAGCAACAGCAGCAGCAGCAACAGCAACAGCAACAGCAGCAGCAACAGCAGCAGCAGCAACAUCAACAACAACAGCAACAACAACAACAACAACAACAACAAAAUGCGCAGCAGCAAGUGCAGCGGCAACAAGUGCAACAGCAACACCAAGCGCAGCAGCAACAACAACAGCACCAAGAGCAGCAGCAGCAGCAGCAGGAAGCGCAGCAGCAGCAGCUAAACCAGAAGCAACAGCAAGCGCAGCACCAGCAGCAGCAACAAGCGCAGCACCAGCAGCAACCACAGCAUCAGCAGCAACAACUGCAGCAGCAACAGCAGUUGCAGCAGCAACAGCAGCAGCAACAACAACUGCAGCAGCAACAGCAGCUGCAGCAGCAACAGCAGCUGCAGCAGCAACAGCUCCAGCAGCAACAGCAGCAGCAGCAACAGCAAGUACAUCAGCAACAGUUGCAGCAGCAACUACAACAGCAACAACUGCAGCAGCAGCAAUUGCAGCAGCAUCUGCUGCAGCAGCAACAAACGUAUCAGCAGCAGCAGCAGCAUUUGCAGCAACAGGCACAGCAACAACAGCAGCUACAGCAGGCGCAGCAGCAGCAGCACAGCCCCGCAGCCGCAGCAAACACUGCAGCAGCCCCCACAGCAGCAGCAGCAGCAGCAGCAGCAGCGACGCUGGAAGCCACAAUAUCGCCCGCAGCAGCAGCAGCAGGAGCGCUGCAGGCAACGAUCUCGCCGGCCGCAGCAGCAAACUGGACAGCAGCAGCAGCAGCAGCCCCAGAAGAAGCAGCAGCAGACUGGGGAGCAGCAGCAGCAGCCCCGGAAGCAGCAGCAGCAGCAGCAGCAGCAGCAGCAGCAGCAGCAGAAGGCAUUGAGCUGCAGCUAGACCAGUAUGGAUUUGUCUAUGAUGAACACGGCUUUGCUUAUGACGCCCAGGGAGUCUGCAGAGGCUACUUCGGGGGAGACGGGACUUUCUAUUACUUCGAAACGGAGCAGCAGCAGCAGCAGCAGCAGCAAGAGCAGCAGCAGGAGCAGCAAGUGCAGCAGCAGCAGCAGGAUCAGCAGCAGCAGCAACAGCACCAGGACCACCCGCAGCAGCAAUAA
This is a messenger RNA of Eimeria necatrix, 2952 nucleotides long. Its product is annotated as calcium/calmodulin-dependent 3',5'-cyclic nucleotide phosphodiesterase, putative. Gene Ontology annotation, molecular function: 3',5'-cyclic-nucleotide phosphodiesterase activity. The record is from RefSeq and is a predicted model, not a curated record. NCBI's taxonomy places the organism in Eukaryota, Apicomplexa, Conoidasida, Eucoccidiorida, Eimeriidae. Gene Ontology annotation, biological process: signal transduction. Bases 1 to 2952 code for a protein of 983 amino acids. The transcript has 9 exons.